ACAACAGGCGGCGUUCUCUGGAACCACCUCUCAAGCGAAGUACACGGCCUCGCCGCCGUCUACCACGUUAUGGACCUCCCUUCACCUCGAGAAAUUGAGUUGGAGACCCUCGUGAGGCAACGGGACACGCAAAUAGCAGAGCUCACGGAUGAACUUACGCACUUGCGUCAAUACCUAUCCACGCAACCGAGUCCUAAUACCACAGAUUCACUCUCGUUGCCUCCUGCGCUGGUGACGCUACUGCUACCUCAUAUCAAAGACCAUACCUCGAGCGCCACCGGCUCAGCUUCGGGCACAGUGACCUCCGCACUCACUCAAAGGGUGAAGGUGCUCCAGGAAGAAAAUGACGAACUCUACGAGCUGCUUAAGAGCAGCGAAACAGGCCACCUGAAGGACGAUGUGCGUGCUCUCCGGAGAGUCGUUCAGAAGUUAGAGGGAGCGCUUAGAGAGUCGCACCAGACGAUUACAUCACUUUCGGGCGAGUUGGAGAAGACCCAUGCAACCCUAAUUGUCCAACAUAAGCCUAACCAUUACAAUCCUCACUCUCUUCCACAUUCACCUGCUCCCGGUCAAACGCCACUCCCAUCACAGCCUAUAAGCGCGACCAAUGGGCAGAAGAAAUUGCCUCCCACUGGCCCACGUGCACAUAAAAAGCCUCGUCUGUCGGAGUCGCAGAUGCCGCCUCAACGACCAAAUCCACCUCCUCCACCUGCUUUUACACCUAAAAUGUAUAACCGACCACAGAGCAGUUUAUCUCGUCACAACGAGUCACGUGAACGCUCUCCACGCCCGCCACCGGGUAGGAAAGCCUGGCCAAUCAAGAUGGAUGUGGACGAAGACCAGAGGACAAGACCCCGUUCACCCCGUUCUCCUGAGCGAAGUCGGGAAAAUCAGCGUGAAAGAGAACGAGACGUUGGACGGGAUGAUAGGGAAAGAGAGCGUGAACGCGAACGCGCUCGUGAUCGAAAUUGGCCAAAGGACAAGGAUCGCGAGAAGGGUCGGCAGGAUCGAAAGCGAGACCGUGAACGGGAUCGCCCUGUACGGCGCAAUGUCGUUGGCAAUGGCGGAGGCGGUGGGCGGCGUGACUCAUCUAGCAGCCAUCCGGGCUCCUACGCGGGAGCAGACCGAACGUUGGCGGAACGCAUGGGACUUUGACUGAAAUUGUACGACUUUUCUCUGUCUGGGUUUGAGAAAUGGACAGGAUAGGAUGAGUCUAUUACACCCACGGUCCAUUUAGCUUAUACGGUGCGAUCCCAUUUCUCGCUAAUUGCACUUGCAUCGGAUGUCGCAAUCUAACUUAUUCGUAUUUGCUCCCCUCUGCAUCACAGUUGUAUCAUACUAUCAUCUGUCCCCGCUGUCGUACUGCUCUGUGUUCGAAUCGUAUCUUGUAUCCUUUUUCUUCUUUCGCGACUGUUUCUUGCUAACGGAACUGGUUUUCAUUCAAUGUAAUUAGAUUCUUCUAUCCUUCCUCCGGAUUGUAGUGUUUGUAUGCGACAACAACUAUUACGCUAUUCCACCCACACGGUACCGUCCCCACGCAUCUUUUUCACAUGGCUUUUUCGCUUGUUGUAUAUCUCACCAUGUAUAUCUAGCCAGACGUAUCUCUCAGCGAGUUCCGUUCCUUCGUC
Molecule: messenger RNA, 1628 nt
Organism: Somion occarium
Lineage: Eukaryota; Fungi; Basidiomycota; Agaricomycetes; Polyporales; Cerrenaceae
Source: the annotation of a GenBank genome assembly